Molecule: messenger RNA, 1218 nt
Organism: Paramecium tetraurelia
Lineage: Eukaryota; Ciliophora; Oligohymenophorea; Peniculida; Parameciidae
Exons: 4
Biological process (GO): protein dephosphorylation
Molecular function (GO): protein tyrosine/serine/threonine phosphatase activity
Source: RefSeq, a predicted model, not a curated record
AUGAUAAUUGGAGCAAUUAAAGUGAAGGAUGGUCUAUUCAUAGGAGACGAAUUAGCCUCUAAAGAUCUUGAAUUUGUCAUCCAGAACAAAGUAACUCGAAUUAUUAACUGUGCAGCCAAACAACUACCAUGCGUAUUCGAAAACUACGGUGUUAUCUAUCUAAAAUUUAAUUGGCUAGAGAAUGAACAAUAAAUACUAUUUCCAAAUGAAACUGCUAAUGAAAUCUAUCAAUUUAUUGAAUAAGCGCAUAACAAUGGAGAAUCUGUUCUGGUUCACUCAGUAAGAGGACAAUCUCGUUCUUGUUGUGCACUUACUGCCUACUUUAUGAGAAAAUAUAAAUGGAAACUGUAUAAGACUUUGGAAUUCCUCAACUCUAGAAGACCAGAUCUUGAAAUUAGGGCGAAUUUCUAUCAUUAAUUAUCUUAAUUGGAAUCCAAAUUAUGUAAGAAGGGACUCGGAGGUCUAUCUAGUUCAUGGUAACCUAAUGAAGAGCAGGAUCUACCUCUAGAAGAGGAUGAACAACUUCUCAGGAAUACAUUUAUGAAUGCAAAGUCUAGUCCAGCUGAUUCUUGCUGGUUAGAUAGAAGAAUAUUCAAUUAAUAUCUCAAUGAAAAUAGAAUAAGAGCUAUUUCUUGGGCAGAUGAAUCUAUUGCUAAAAAAUCAUUUAAAAAAAUGAAAUAGACAAAUCCAAAACAUGCUGUUAAAUUAAAUAGCCAAAAUAAUAUCAAUGGAAAUAUCUAUCAUGUUACAGUUAAUAAUUAUGUCACUCUAAAAGAAGAACUAGAAAAAUGUAAUUCCAUUCUGAAUUCCAGGGAAAAUCAUCAAUUAAUCAAGCCUAAUAAUAGUAUUAUCAAAAGACAAUAAAAUGAUAGUCUAAAAAAACAUUAAGAACAAAAACUUAAACAAUCAGGAAAAUCUCAAUCUCUGAAGUAACAAAAAAGAGAUCCUACAGACAGACCUAGAUCUGCAUAUGUAUAGCCUGAAUUUCAACCUCCCAUAAAUAUACCUAAACCAGUACCCUUUCCAUAUCGUCAAUUCUCACCUGUUGUAAAAGGUACUUUCAUUUAAUUCUAUUCCUCAGGUAACAAUCCUCCUAAAUUGACCUAAUUAAUGCAAACCAACAAAGCCAAAGGAUUUAGAUAUCCAUCCCCAGGAUAAUUGAAAACUGAUGAGACUUUCAUACAAUCAAUCAUCAACAGUAAACCUGUAUGGAAGUGA